AUUGGUCCAAACCAAAGAGCAGACAUAUGGCUCAUCGUUGGCAUAGCCUGGUUCAUGACAGACAUAUUCAUGAAGUUCCUUUGCGGUAACAACGAGUAUCGGUUCCGCAUGAAGACCAUGGCCGAUCGGCUCGUUCAGCUUGACAUCAAGCGUCCGUCUCUGCACGACCUUGGUGAUCAUUUGUACCUUGGCGACUUCGAGGUGGACUUCAUGAACCUGAAGGCGCCACUGGUCCUGUUCAUCUUGGAUCGACGCAUCUCCAAGUCAUCGAGCUCGGCCGGACUGAUGCGGAUCAUUUCCAAGAUUGUUAGCAAAGCCAACACCUCGGUGCAAACAUCUGAUGAGGUCUUAAUGUCUGAGCUAUUUCGCAAGGCCUGCGAGAAGGCACUGGGCACCAGACUGGACACUUUCUGGAGCCAGUGGGUUCAUGGAUCUGGCUGUCCUAGAUUCGAUGUCUUUCAGCGUUUUAACAAGAAGCGAUUGUGCGUCGAAAUGACGAUCCGGCAGACCCAGGACAUUGCAGCCGCUAAGACUCGGCCGCUGGAAAAAGACGAGUUUUGGCGGGAAGUAAUGGAAGACAACCACGCCGUCUACGCUGGCGAGCUGCAGGGCUCUUUCACUGGCCCCAUGACGAUACGAAUUCAUGAGGCCGACGGCACACCCUACGAGCACAUUGUGGAUAUCCGCGAGGACUCGGGGAAAGCGUCAAAGUUCGAGAUCCCUUACAACACCAAAUACAAGCGUCUUAAGAGGAACAGACGCCAGCGUGAACGGCAGAUGGCUGGUCUUAGCACGAAGGCCAACGACGAUGCCGCCGAGGAGACCCAAGCGUUGUACUCGCUUGGAGAUGUGCUCCAGCAGCAGGAGGAAGCUGACGAGUGGCGCUUCAUUGAUUGGGACGAAGAGCAAGAAGCCCGCAUGGAUCUGGAGUCUUACGAGUGGAUCCGGAUGGACGCUGACUUCGAGUGGAUUUGUGACAUCAAGACCAACCUGCCGGCAUACAUGUACGUCUCGCAGCUCCAACAAGACAAGGACGUCGUGGCCCAGCAGGAUUCGAUGCUCUUCCUUGACAGCAGUUUUGCCAAGACCGGACCACACCCACUGGUGUCCACAAUCCUCACCAGAACGCUCUUGGAUGCGCGCUACUAUUAUGGCAUCCGGACGAUGUCGGCCAAGAUCCUUCCGAAGCAUGCCGUUAACGCCAUCGACAAUAUCGGCUUGUUUCAUUUACGAAAGACAUUUCAGCACUUCUUUUGUGUGCCUGGAACGGACACGCCAAGGCCUAACAAUUUUGUUGAUAAGAGGCAGUACCUGGUCCAGUGUGCGAUCCCCAUGGCCAUCGCACAGGUCAGAGGAGAUGAUGGCCAGUGUCCUCGCGAGGCCAGACACUUCAUCCUCGCCCAGCUUCGCGGCAACGACAAUUCGGAAAACAUGUACUCCGACCAUAUUUACAUAUCUAUCCUAAUUCGAGCACUUGCCCAGUGUCAGGUCCCGGACGAGAAGAAGGUCAAACCGAAGCCGAUGUCUUUUGGGGAUGCGGAUGAAGAUGAGUUCAUGGAGGAGGCGAUUGACGACCCGGAGCCCCGGCUGUUCCGCGAUCAGGCGCUUGAAGAGAUCGAGCGGUUCCGGAGAAUGGACGAGUAUUACCCUUCGUACCAGAACUGCUUCACCGUGGCCUCUCUCGACGCUCUCUGCACGCUCAUGAAGGCCAAGGUGAUCGAUCAAAACCCUAUCGUGUUCAUACAGUAUCUGCAGGAUAAGACUUUGGAUCUGGUGCGCAUCAAGGCAUGCGAGUCGCUGGUUGAGCUUGGGCUGCUCUCGAACCCGACAUUCCUGCGCUUUCUUCUUUCACUGAUCGGUACCGACCCAUCACCUUUUGUGAGGGCCCAGCUCUUCAAGGCUCUCUGCCGUGGCCUUGCCGGCAUUGCCAUCGGCGAAAACAAGGACCUCGAGAAGCAGGCCGCACCACCGCCUGCGGAUGACGGUCUUAUAGUGGAGCACGAGAACACCAUGACCGAGGAGCGCCAGAAGGCGCGGGCACGCAAGGAAGACCUGUCUGCUGCACUGGCAGCGCUCAAGGAUGAGCUCAAGGACGAUGAGACUCUGCACGAGGUGGUCUGGGAUGCCAUCAACUCUCCAGUGUUGUCAGUUACGGAGCGAAUCAAUUUGUUGGAGCUCGUCUCCAUCCUCGUGGAGGAAGACGACUCGAUGCUCAUGACCUUCAAAUAUCCAACCUACUGGACAGUCGACAAGCGGCGCAACGAGAAAGUGCGCAGGUCAUGCGUCAUGCACUUCAGGCGCCACUACAAGUUGAAGUCGAGAAAGAAGUACACGACACCAGCAUCCGCGCCGCGCCCAGAGCCAAAGCGCACCAUUACUCUCAACCUCAACAAGGCACCGAGCUUCAAUAGCAAGACAUCUACUCCAGCUGCGGUGCCAGCCGCCCCUCAGCCGACGUUGGGAGCCAUCACGGUGCCACCAAAGGCGGUUGCCACUACGAAGCCUGCAGCGCCGUCUUCCACAAUCAAGGCAAUCGAGCUGCCACAAAAACAGUCGAUUACUGCUAGUCCUGUGGUGAAGUCACCAUCACCGGCGUCGGUAGCGGCGCCAGCAUCUGCGCCAGCUGAGAACAGGGAUAGUAUCUCAGUCUCGACACCUGCUCGUACUAAUGGCGAUCGACCUGUGAUACCGGAAACGAAACCGUCCAUAGCCAAGGUUGAAGCGCCGCCCAAGCCUGCACCUUCUAAACCUCUGGUCAGCAGCACCAGCACCCCUAAGAUCAAUCCUGACAAGAUCAGUGUGGCCAAAACCUCGACCCCGAAGAUAUCCACUGCGAAGAUCCCUACUGCGAAGAUCCCUACUGCGAAGAUCCCCCCUGCGAGCAAGCCUGAUCCCCCUCCUACGAGCAGCAACAGUGGCAGUAUAUUGGCGAAUCCAAAGAAGCGCCCCAAUCCGGAUGCUCUAAAUAGCAGCCGCCCCAGGAAGAUUGUCAAGCUCAAUACUUCCAAAAUUGCGAGUCAAGUGGCACUGAUUCUCAGGAAGCCGAAACCUAAGAAGAUUGUACGCAUCCCUUUCCGUGCCUGGGACAAGCUCAAGAUACGCAAGGACAUGCCGACAUCGGUGUCAUCGUCGUCAGCAUCAGUGUCUGGCUCAGCACCAGCGCCGCAAGGGCCAAGCUCGUCUUCAUCGGGACAGGUCCGCGCUGCGCCCAAGCACUCUGCUGUGGAAAAGACCAGCAGUGGCGGUCCAUCAGGCCCCAGCCCUCGCAGUUCUCCCGGUCCCUCGCUGGGCCGGCUUUUCUCGAACAUUGGCUCGAGCAAAAAGAAGCUCAGCUCCCACAGUCCUGGCCACUCGCGGUCGCCGUCCUUGUCAUCGCCAAAAUUUACUGGUGGAAAUAGUGGUGGUAAUGGUAGCAGCAGCAGAGAUUAUCAGGGGAGCGGCAGCUCAACUGAGAAGCAGCGGAAGGCGCUUCCGGACCCUGGUAGCGGCAGUGGGAGCGGGCUUUCGGGAGGAACUGUCCGCAAGGCUCUGCCGGACUCAGUGCGCAAGGCUCUCCCGUCUGGAGAGCGGCGGCCGUUGCCAGGAGGUGGCGGUGGAAGUGGAAGUGGAAGUGGUGGGAGCGGAGGCGAUCGCGGCAGAGAUAAUCAUCAAAGUGGCAGUGGAGGACGUGAUGAUCAUCGCAAGCCUUUACCUUCCUCUGGCGGUCAUUCAACGGGUGGUGGUUCGUCGUCUGCUCAUUCUGGUCGUCCUUCAAUGGGCGGCGAUGGUGGUGGUGGUGGUGGCAAGAGCGGAUCUCCGCCGGCACCAAAAAUCAAGUUCAAGGUCAAGGCACCUGGUCCUUCAUAAAGGAGAGGGAGACAAGACAAUUCCCAUGGUUGGUGCGAGAGGACCAAAUGACCAGAGUCUGCUCAUGGACUGACAUAUCGGCAUGCCUCCGGUCGGGCACUGAGUCCAAAACAAACACUAUGAUAUUGGCGAUGCCAGGGAUAGUGGCAGUUCUAGCCGCUCUUAAUGCGAUGUUUGUACAUAUCACAAUCUGAGACUAGCGCAUGGCGCACCCUCUUCUUCAAAUCCGAACGCAGACAUUCAAGGAUGA
This is a messenger RNA of Microdochium trichocladiopsis, 4096 nucleotides long. RefSeq lists its product as uncharacterized. The record is from RefSeq and is a predicted model, not a curated record. Gene Ontology annotation, biological process: transcription initiation at RNA polymerase II promoter. Gene Ontology annotation, molecular function: chromatin binding; RNA polymerase II general transcription initiation factor activity; transcription cis-regulatory region binding. Gene Ontology annotation, cellular component: transcription factor TFIID complex. Lineage: Eukaryota; Fungi; Ascomycota; Sordariomycetes; Xylariales; Microdochiaceae. Bases 55 to 3846 code for a protein of 1263 amino acids. The transcript has a single exon.